Molecule: messenger RNA, 1409 nt
Organism: Theobroma umbraticum
Lineage: Eukaryota; Viridiplantae; Streptophyta; Magnoliopsida; Malvales; Malvaceae
Gene: PP2-A14
Product: phloem protein 2-A14
Molecular function (GO): protein binding
Source: RefSeq, a predicted model, not a curated record
CAAAGACAGAAUACAUUCCAUGCACACUCAUCUACACGCCCCCUUUUCCAUUGUCCAGUGGAGAAUAUUGAUAUAUAGGACUCCCACUUUAUCCCUUUUCUCAAGGACUGCAUUCCUUUGUUAAAACCCAAAAAAGAAACCCCCUCUGCCCCUCUCCCUCUCCCUCUCCCUUAAACAUGAAGGAAAUGGUGGCAUCUUCUUCGAUCUCUCCUCCAGUUUCCUACAUCAUAUACCAUCUUCUCCUUUACCUCUGAACCCUUUCUUGAAAUAAAAUUUUGCUUUACUUUUCUUAGGUUUUCCCUGGUUCUCUUGUUUUUAUUUUUAUGGGGGCUGGUGUUUCUGCUCUGGCGGCAGAUGCUCAAAGGGGUUUUCCAUUAAGGCCUGGUCUUGAUGAUGUGCCAGAAAGCUGUAUAUCAUCAAUUUUUAUGUGCUUGGAUCCACCAGAGAUAUGCAAAUUAGCGAGCUUGAACAGGGCCUUUCGUGGAGCUUCUUUGGCUGAUUUUGUAUGGGAAACAAAGCUGCCAUCAAACUACAGGUAUCUGGUUAAGAAAGUUCUUGGACAAAGUCCGGAGACUUUAAGCAAGAAAGAGACUUAUGCAAGACUUUGCUGCCCCAAUCGAUUUGAUGGUGGCUCCAAGGAAGUGUGGUUGGAUAAACACAGCGGUAAGCUUUGCUUGGCAGUAUCCGCCAAGGCACUGAAAAUAACAGGGAUAGAUGAUCGGAGAUAUUGGAAUCACAUUCCAACAGAAGAAUCCAGAUUCCAGACAGUGGCAUAUCUUCAACAAAUCUGGUGGUUUGAAGUGGUUGGAGAAUUAGAUUUUGAGUUUCCUCCGGGGGCAUAUAGUCUAUUCUUCAGGCUGCAGCUAGGCAAAUCCUCAAAAAGAUUCGGCCGACGGGUCUGUACCCUUGAUCAGGUUCAUGGCUGGAAUAUCAAGCCCGUCCGGUUUCAACUUUCAACGUCCAAUGGCCAGCAAGCCGCGUCAGAAUGUUACUUGUAUGAACCAGGGAACUGGGUUCAUUACCAUGUGGGAGAUUUUGUCAUUGAGAAUUCAAAUUCCCCAGCAAAGAUCAAGUUUUCAAUGAUGCAGAUCGAUUGUACACAUACCAAAGGAGGUCUUUGUGUAGAUUCUGUAUUGAUAUACCCUAGUGAGUUUAGGCUGAGAUUGAAGUAAACUAAGUUUUUAGGAUGUUCUCUAGUAGGCAGGUACAUAAAACUAAAUUACAUAUGUUACAUUAAAAUGGGGAGCAGUUCAAACAGAAAUGUGGGUUGUUUUUUUUUUUUUUGGGUCCACAAAUAUAAUUUGCAUGUGAAUUUCAUGUUCUUUUGUCUCAAUGUCCUCUAGCUAGGGUUUUUUUCUUUUUGUUAAUACAUUUUAAUCAACGUUGUCUUAUUCUCUUUGUCCAGUAAA